AUGGCCGCCAUGGCGAAGGCCGCGCUGCUGUUCAUAGCUACCAUACACGCCUUCGCACCACACAUCAACACACCAGUAAAGAAACACGCGCCACUGUUCGCGAAGCCGACGGAGGUGCACUACGCGCUCAACGCGGAGCUCUCGAAGGAGCAGUCGCCGGCGAAGCUCGUCGCCCUCGUCGAGGAGCGGUCCCAGGACUUCAACGGCGUGAACAUGGCGACGGCCCUGCGGCGCCUGGCGACGGCGCCCCUGGGCCGGCAACCGCGCGCGCGCGCCGCGGGCCUCGUCGCCGCGCGGCUCGAGACGUCGCUCGCCGAGCGGCCCGACGACUUCGACGCGCGGUCCGUCGCGACCGCGUGCUGGGCCUUCGCGAAGCUCGGCCUCGGCGUGCCCGGCGCGCUCGCCCGCGCCGCCGCGGGCCUCGCGGCGCGCAUGGAGCCGCGCGAGCUCGCGACGACGGCCUGGGCGCUCGCGACGGCCGCGCGCGACGCCGACGCCGCGGCCGACGGCGGCUACGCCGCCGCGGCCGCGGGCGAGACCGAGGCGGCGCUGAAGGCCGCGGCGGACGGCGCGACGCGCCGGGCCAAGGCCCUCUCCGGGCGCGACGCGUCGACGGUCGUCUUCGCGCUCGCCACGGCCAAGGUCCAAGGCCGGUCCGACUGCUACGCGGCGCUCGCGCGGCGCCUCGGCGGGCCCGCCGUCGCCGGCGCCGGCAGCUGGAACGGCCAGGACGUGGCCAACGCCGCCUGGGCCUACGCGUCGGCGCGCGAGCCCGCGCCGCGCUUGUUCGGCGCGUUCUCGGCGUUCGCGGCGGCGAACGCGAGCCGCCUGUCGCCCCAGGGCGUCGCGACGCUCGCCUGGGCGUUCGCGACGCAGCGGCGCUGCCCCCGGGGCACGGGCGUCGCCGGCGACCGGCCGUCCCAGGACGCCGCGGCCUUUUCGGCGCUCGCGGCGCGGGGGGCCGCGGUUUCCAGAGAACUGGACGCGCGGAGCCUCGCCUUACUGAGCUGGGCCUUCGCGGCGUCGCGGCGCGGCGGCCGGUCGCUGGCGCCCCUCUGCGAGGACACGCUCUUCGAGGCGCUCGAGGCCCACGCGAUCCCGCGGCUCGCGCGCGGCCUCGGCGCGCGCGACUCGGCGGCGCUCGCGUGGUCAAUGGCGACGGUCGGGCGCGCCUGCCGCCCGGCCUUCGAGGCCGUGGCCGCGGGCGCGGCGCGCGUGCCCGCGGCCCAGUGGUCGCCCCAGGCGCUGGCGAACGUGCUCUGGGCCUUCGCGACGCAGCGGUCGGGCUACGGCCCCGGCCGCCUCUUCGACGCGCUCGAGGACGCGGUCGUCGCCAAGGCCGACGCGCUCGCGAGCCGCGACGUCGCGACCGUGCUCUGGGCCUACGCGGCGCGGCGGCGGCUCUCCGAGGCGCCGCGGCCCGACGCGGUCUUCGGCGCGGUCGCGCGGUCGCCGGGGCUCGCCGCGCGGCUCCGAGGCGCGUCGCCCCAGAGCCUCGCGAACGUCGCCUGGGCCGUCGCCGCGCUCUACGCCGACGGCGGCGGUCUGGACGACGCGGGGCGGGCGCUGGGGUUGGAUGCCGUGCUCGCGGCCGUCGCGGACGCGGCGGUGCCCGUCGCGCGCGCGGGCCGCUUCGAGGCGCGGCAGCUCGCGACGCUCGCGCGCGCCUUCGCCGCCGUGCGCGCCGACGCGCCCGAGCCCACGCUCCUGGGCGCGCUGGGCCGCGCCGCGGCGGCGGACGCGCGCGCGCUGUCGCCCCUCGACGCGGCGAUGGUCGCGGACGCGGCGUCGCGGUGCCGCGCCUUCGUGGGCAACGCGGACGCGGUCGUGGCGGCGCUCGCCGACGACGCCGCGGACCGGGCGGCGACCUUCGGCGCGCAGGAGCGGGAGGACCUCUGCCGCGCGCUCGCGGUCUGCGGCUUCGCGGACCACGCGCUCUUCGGCGCGGCCGCGGAGGCCGUCUUCCCGCGCGUCGCCGACGACGCGAAGCUCCUGCCCGUGCCCACGACGGCCUACGCCGCCAACGACACGGACCGCGUCACCGUGCUCGAGGUCGUCCCCUACGACGCCAUGUUCCUCGCGCCCCUCGGGGGCGGCCCCGGGGGCGACGCCGGCGCGCCCCGGCGCGACGACCCCAUCCGCGAGCUCGACGUGCCGCCCCAGAACGCCGACGUCGCUAGUUUGCACCGACGGUUCGUGGCCAUCAGCCAGGGCGGCCUAUCUACGUUCCGCUGCGACGAGCACGACAUCGCCAUCCUCGAGACGCGCAAGGACCUGCCCUUCGAGUACGUCGAGUCCAUGGUGUUGGACGGGCGGCGCUUCGAGGUGCGACGGCUCAAGCCCUGGCGCCACGCCGUGACCUUCUACUGCGAGUCCGACGACGCCGCGCGCCUCUGGGCCGACGCGUUCCAGUCGCGGCUCGACGCGUUCCGCGCCAAGGCCCGGAGCCAGCUGCGCAGCGCGCCGGACGAUUUCGCGGUGGAGGGCGACGAGCCGCCGCGGCCGCCGGGCGCGCCGGAGGCGGCGGUCUCGCCGCCGAAGCCGCCGGGCACGCUCGCGUAA
This is a messenger RNA of Aureococcus anophagefferens, 2562 nucleotides long. RefSeq lists its product as hypothetical. Gene Ontology annotation, cellular component: ribonucleoprotein granule; mitochondrial matrix. Gene Ontology annotation, biological process: regulation of mitochondrial mRNA stability; mitochondrial RNA processing; chloroplast rRNA processing. Gene Ontology annotation, molecular function: RNA binding. The transcript is spliced from 2 exons. Lineage: Eukaryota; Pelagophyceae; Pelagomonadales; Pelagomonadaceae. The coding region runs from base 1 to 2562 and encodes 853 amino acids. The record is from RefSeq and is a predicted model, not a curated record.